This is a messenger RNA of Periophthalmus magnuspinnatus, 1477 nucleotides long. It is a transcript of the gene rasl11b, whose product is annotated as RAS-like, family 11, member B. Gene Ontology annotation, molecular function: GTP binding; GTPase activity. The coding region runs from base 143 to 889 and encodes 248 amino acids. The transcript is spliced from 4 exons. Lineage: Eukaryota; Metazoa; Chordata; Actinopteri; Gobiiformes; Gobiidae. The record is from RefSeq and is a predicted model, not a curated record.
UGAACCAUCCACAGCUGUGUUCAUAUUUAUUCCACUCACACGCACCGGGAGCAUAUCUGGACUUACUUUUUUAGCUUUGCAGAAGAUUUUGGACGCGUUUAUUGCCAUUUACUUGCAUUUGAUUUUAAAACAGGCUGCAAAAAUGCGUCUUAUUCACAACAUGAGCACCAUCACGGAGUAUCCCACACAGGAAUAUACAGCUCCUAACAGGACCAUUAAAAUAGCCGUGAUUGGGGGCAGUGGCGUGGGCAAAACAGCCCUCGUUGUGAGAUUCCUAACCAAACGCUUUAUUGGCGACUAUGAGAGAAAUGCAGGCAAUCUUUACUCUCGUGAGGUCCAGGUGGAUGGGGACCAAGUGACCAUCCAAGUGCAGGACACUCCAGGGGUCGAGUUGACUGAUAAUGGCAUGAGUCUCCCAGAACACGUAUCCUGCUCUGUACAAUGGGCAGAUGCAGUCGUCCUGGUGUUCUCCGUGACCGAUCGGCACAGUUUUGACCUGAUCUGCCAUCUUCAUCAGUUAGUGCAGCGUGCAGGUGGGGCUAACCCUCCCCCGGUCAUCCUGCUGGCCAACAAAGCCGACCUGCUCCACCUGAGGCGAGUGGAGGCUCAACAAGGCCCUCUGCUGGCCACGACGCUAGGCUGCUCUUUCUACGAGGUAUCAGCCAGUGAGGACUAUAACCAGGUGCACGGCGCUUUCCACAGACUGUGCUGCCAGCUCGCCAAGCAGCCCGCCCCAGUCUCCACCCCAACCAGCAACCCUGCCAGCGCCCCGUCUGAAAAGAAGCGCUCCCCUCUCAUCCCCCGCCCCAAGUCCCCCAACAUGCAGGACCUGAAGAGGCGCUUCAAACAGGCGCUGUCCGCUAAAGUGAGGACAGUGACAUCGGUGUGAGCGGGAUGUAAGUGUGGUCCCGAGCGGCCACAUGUGGAAAGAAAGCUUUGAACAAGGGCAAAGAGGCGGUAUGCUUCUUGGGACGUCCUGAACCUGGCGAACAGGUGUGUGAAAGACAGAGCCGAGACGGGGAAGGUGGACAGGUACCUUCCGGGUCAACUGUGGCUCCUCGUUCGUCUUAGAGAGGGGCAUAGGGGAGGGGCAGAGGAGCAGGGAGAGAAGAAGCAGAGGCAAACAAUUUACAUUCUUAACUAAACAGUGUAAAUUCUCUCUCCUGGCACCGAUACUGCUGUGAAGGACUCUGUAUUUUUAGCUAGCGCUCUUGUGUGGUCUGUAGACUGUAAAUGCUAGUAUUGUCCUACUAGCCACUUGAGCCAGAGACAGUGCCAGCCUCUUGUAUGUGAAUAACAACAAUCUAAUGUGUGUUUUUAAACAUCAUUGUAGUAGGAGAAAGAGACGGCAGCAGGCACGUAUGUAGCAUGUGAAAAUUGUCAUCACUGAUGCACUUUAUAAAAAUGUCAAAAGGGACAAUUGUUAUUUAUUUGUUACUGUUUCACUUUUUGGUCACAAUAAACGGUUGAAUUUGAA